Messenger RNA from Daphnia pulicaria, 575 nucleotides. RefSeq lists its product as uncharacterized. The record is from RefSeq and is a predicted model, not a curated record. Bases 77 to 409 code for a protein of 110 amino acids. Lineage: Eukaryota; Metazoa; Arthropoda; Branchiopoda; Diplostraca; Daphniidae. Gene Ontology annotation, molecular function: neuropeptide hormone activity. The transcript has 2 exons.
UUCCUAUAAAUACCGUCGGGUUUCGAUUUCAUUUCCAUCAGUCUCUCUUCCCAGCAACUUCAAGCAAUAACCAACUAUGGCCAAAUUCGCUACUGCUCUCGUUCUCGUCUCGUUUGUGGCCCUCGCCAUGGCUGGUGAUGGAUAUCACUCUGGUGGAUACAAGGCCCAACCUUAUCAUAAGACCGCUUCUUAUCACAAGCCCGCACCUUACAUGAAAGCGAAAGUGCCGUCUUACGUUCCCCAGAAGAAAGCUUACAACAACCCAACUUACGAUAUGGCUGGAUACCAAAGCGAGAUGGGAACUUAUUACAACAAGAAACAAUACAAUGCCAAGCCGUCUUAUCCCAAAAUGGAAUCCAAUUACGGUAGCCAUCAGCAAAAGUCUUACGGCAAUGUUUACCAAGGCUGAAUUGUCUCGUUAUCGCACGGCCAUAUAUCUUGAGCAAACUGUCGAACUCUUUGAUCAAUUUCUUUCAUGUUUUGUUGUCUUUUAAGUGUAUCCAUUGAAAAAGAUUUACCAGAAGAGAAAAAUGAUUGGAUGUAAGUCGUGAAUAAACAAUAGCAUUUUAGGGAAA